UUAUAUUAUACGUAAUAGCAUUCGUUUAUCUCAUUGCCAGCCUGAACUUCGCAUUGCAUAUGGUUGUUCGAACGUCAGAGGCGGCAUAUGUUCCUUUCUCUUUUCUUCAUCUUCAAUGGGCAUGUGCCAUGGGGAGGCUGUCUACUUCGGAAAUUUUCUUUUCUCCAACCUUGUGUUUCUAGUUUUUCAAUUACCAAGCAUAUCGGGCGUUAGAGGGACAGGAUACGGGCGGGAUCAUUGGGAUAUUCCCAAGCAUGGCGCCUGGGUUUUUGAUCGAUAGUCAAGCGCGUAGGGGCGCGUGACAGUAGGAUUUGCGAAGAGAGGCCUGACCAGCAACCAGCUGCAUUGGUAAUGCAGGCUGCGUCAUUGGAAAAAGAAAGCAUAUCAUAUCUGUAUUCCAAAAUUCUGCGAGACACGAGUAAAGGUCUUUGAUAAGAAAUAAAAAAUUUCUAGAGUCA
Molecule: messenger RNA, 458 nt
Organism: Aaosphaeria arxii CBS 175.79
Lineage: Eukaryota; Fungi; Ascomycota; Dothideomycetes; Pleosporales
Exons: 1
Coding region: 116-280 (54 amino acids)
Source: RefSeq, a predicted model, not a curated record